Molecule: messenger RNA, 6752 nt
Organism: Sapajus apella (tufted capuchin)
Lineage: Eukaryota; Metazoa; Chordata; Mammalia; Primates; Cebidae
Gene: TSNARE1
Product: t-SNARE domain containing 1
Exons: 14
Coding region: 2701-5202 (833 amino acids)
Biological process (GO): vesicle-mediated transport
Cellular component (GO): membrane; nucleus
Source: RefSeq, a predicted model, not a curated record
UGGGGUUUCAAUUAGAUGAGAGAAUUCCUGGUACAGGUGACUCUUCUUCCUCACCUGGAGCUGUGCUGCCUGUCAUCCUCCAUCGUACCCUGUGACUCCUGGACAGGUCCUUCCCAUCUCCAUGUGAGACUGCAGUCUCGUGAGCAGGUGUGAAGACACGGGGCACUGCCUGCCAGGCAGCCCCGUCUUUGCCCUGAGAUCUCUGGGUCAGUUGGCUUCAGAGCACCCUGAGGGCAUAUUUAUGGGCGGGUGCCAUUUUUGUGGAUUCCGUGGGCAGGGGGCAUCCGUUGCAGCUUGAAGGUUCCUGUGGGGACUGGCACGUGGUGUGCCUGGCCCUCGGGGUGGGUGGCAGCCUGGGCAGCUCAGUAUUCCCUGGCAACACCGUCAUUAGGCUGUGUUUCCUUGUUCCUGCAGGGACCAGUGGACCAAGAGGCCACCUUGAAGGGGCUCUGGCAGCUGCUGUUUGGGGGCUGGUGAGAAGCCUGGGGUGGCCUAGGGAAUGGGUGCAGGAGAGCCAGGCUCAUGGGGCUGGGGAGGGGCACAAGGCCCCUGUGCACCCUGAAUGGAGCUUUAACCCCCACCUCUUGUCCCUCUCCUCCCUGGUUCCCACCAAAAGGGCCACGUCUCCCCAGGCCACCUCCACUGGUGAUGGAUCUGUACAACAUUUUCUUACCGAGGGCGGGCCAGCAGCCUCUGCACUGAGCUGGAGGAACCAGGAACAGGACCCAGAGGCUCCCUGCCUCCUUACCAGGCCCUGCUGUUUCCUCUGGGCGGUGUGGUCUUGGGCUGGCUCUCCCUGCAGGGCCAGCCCUGGCAGAUACCAGCACACAGGGAGCUGCGGGCCCUUACACAGCCACAGGGGACAUGGCAGCAAGGUCCUCUUCCUUGCUGGUAGCUUGAAUGCUGGCCUCUUUGAGCACAGCAUGGUGGUUGUGGGCUUCUGGGGGACCAGGAACCCUUCCAGAUGUCUGUGUGUUAUGGUGGGGCCAGGGACCAGAGGGGCCAGGGACUUGGAAGUGGGGCUUUGAGCUCCUGCCUGGGACCUAAGAGCGGCUCACAUAUUUCAUCUCACUGGUCUUCAUCCCACCCUCUGAGUUUCCCUUCGUGGUCCGAUUUUACAGAUGAGGAAACAGAUUCAAGGGCCAGGACUUGCUGGGACACAGCAGGCCAGUGGUUGAGCUGGGACUUUGCCGGGCCUUCUGCUCCUGGGACUGUGUUGUGGUGUGAAUGUCCAAAGCUCAUUGAAAUCCAGUCAUCAUUGUAUUAAGAGGCUCUCGCCACCCCCAGCGUCCUCCAUCUUGGACUGCUUGGUCCCCAGAGCCAUGAGCCAAGGAAAUCUCUUCUUUAUAAACCCCCCUCUGUGUGGAGUUCCAUUACAACAGCAGAAAGGGGACUCAGGCUGUGUUCUCUGCUUUACACCGAAUGCUUUGAGGGAUUGUCCAAAGAAGUCUAAAGAGGCCGAGUGUGUCCAGGGCAGGCAGGUGACCCACUGUUGUCAACAUGGGUCUGUUGAGGGCGAAUAAGGGAGUCGGCUGAUUCACGGUGAGGACAGCGCCAGCAGCAAACCCUGAGGCCACAGCUCCUCGGGGUCCUGGUGCUGACUUUUCCUGGGACUGCCCCUUCCCGUACUGCUCUUGAUUCCUGCCUGCGGAGAGGCUGUGUUAGGGGCGUGGUGGAAGCUGGGCGCCCAGCGGGGGGCUGCAGCGUGGGCCCCCACGGAGGUUCCUGUGGGCAUGCGCUCUGCACAGCGGGCGCCCCUGCUGCAGGCGAUGGGGUGCCUCGUCCUCACUCACUUUCUCCUCUUGAACUUUGCAGUUUCAUUUUGCCGUAGAAAAUGGUUUUCCCCACAGGGCAGGCUUUGGGGAGCAGAGAUGUGUGUUGCGGGGUGCGGCCUGUCUCUCCUGUGCUGGGGCGUGGCCGAGGUCUCUCAGUGGUCUGCAGUGGGCAGUGGGGGCUGGCUGCUGGCCUGGGCCUGUGCUCCCUGUUUGCGGCGCCCCCGACCCGGUUGUGAACUGACAGUGCCUCUGUCUUUUCCAGCCGGCGGUGGAGGUGGUCUGAGGCUCAGUUAGGGAGUGUGAAAGCAGCAUGCAGCCACUGUGCAAGGGCAAGUCCGAGCCUCCGCUCCCCCUGAGCAGGUUCAGCCCCACCCCUGUCACUGCGUUGUUCCCGAAGAGCCCACUCAUGAGCAGCCCACCUGGGGCCAGAGCCUGCCCCAGGACUCACUCCCCUGCACUGGGUCCGCAGGUGGGCACUGUGGAGGCCACAGGUCGCCCGUGCCCUGGCCCCUGGUCCGGGUGUGUGCCCUGGCUCCCGGGAGGCAGCGCCGCUUCCUGCCAUCACCUCUGGGGCUGUGUGUCCCCGUGGGCGGCUCAGCCCUGCCUCGCCGGAGGAGCCUGUUCCUGCAUCUGCGUCCUCUAGCCCCAGCCCUCAGGGGCCUCCUGUGCCCUAACUGACUGGGCGCGUCCAGCCAGCCAUGCCAGUCGUUUCCUCCCCCACGGAGCGAGCAUGGUGCUGCAUUCCUGCCCUUCCCUAUCCGGAGCUCAGAGUCCCUGAGAGCAGGUCAGACCUGUCCAGAGCUGCUGUGUCCCCACCACGGUGCCUGGGUCAGAGGUCACAGAAUGCGCGUCCAAAGCUGAGGGAAGGGCUGCUGUGUGUUUACAGCUUGGCACGGAGGCUGCUGGCCCUGACGUCUGUAACAAGAUGUCAUAUGGAUCCAUCACCGGUGGAGGUGGCCUGGGGAGCCGUGGCCCUUUCGGGGGACCCUCAAGACAAGGCUGUCAGCCCCUAGAGUGCACUAGAUGUUGGACCGAGUAUGGAAUCCGUCAUUUCCCCUGCCCGGCGCCGGACAGCAAGCUGCAGAACCCCUGUUCGGGGAAGGACAGGGAAGGAGAUCUGGGGCCGGUGGGCAUACCCAUUGUCCUGAGGGCCAGGAAGCAAGGGCCUGGGGUCGCCCCUGAAGGCAGCCGGAUGCCAGAGCCCACCUCAUCACCCACCACCGGCCUGAGGAAGGACCCAGCAGCUGGGCCCCGUGGCCGGAUGGUGGGGCCCGGCGCUACCCGGGCCAAGAAGAGGAAGCCCAACUUCUGCCCGCAGGAGACCGAGGUGCUGGUGUCCAAGGUGAGCAAGCACCACCAGCUGCUGUUCGGCACGGGGCUGCUGAGGGCUGAGCCCACGCGCAGGUACCGCGUGUGGAGCCGCAUCCUGCAGGCUGUGAACGCGCUGGGCUACUGCCGCCGCGACGUGGUGGACCUGAAGCACAAGUGGCGGGACCUGCGGGCCGUGGUGCGGCGCAAGCUGGGCGACCUCCGGAAGGCGGCCCACAGCCCCGGCCUGGGCUCCGGCAAGCCCCAGGCGCUGGCCCUCACGCCCGUGGAGCAGGUGGUGGCCAAGACCUUCUCCUGCCAGGCCCUGGCCUCUGAGGGCAUCGGGCUGGAGCCGCGCAGAGCCACCCAGGCCGAUCCACGAGACCUUCACGAGCUGUUUCAGGAGACGUCGGCCAACGUCUUCCAAAUCAACUUCAGCGUGACGUCCUUGGAGCAGAGCCUUCGGUCCCUAGGGACACCGAGUGACACACAGGAGCUUCGGGACAGCCUGCACACGGCGCAGCAGGAGACUAACAAGACCAUCGCAGCCAGCGCCGGCUCCGUGAGGCAGAUGGCUGAACUGCUGCCCAGCUCCUGCCCGCAGGAGCGUCCUCAGCUGGACCAGCUGAAAGCCCAGCUCUCGGAUGCCAUUCAGCGCUACGGAGUGGUGCAGAAGAAAAUUGCAGAAAAGUCCAGAGCACUGCUUCCCAUGGCUCAGAGGGGCGGUAAACAGCAGAGUCCCCAGGCCCCGUUUGUGGAGCUGGCUGAUGAUGAGAAGAUCUUUAAUGGGAGUGACAACGUGUGGCAGGGCCAGGAGCAGGCGCUGCUCCCAGACAUCACUGAGGAGGACCUGGAGGCCAUCCGGCUGCGGGAGGAGGCCAUCCUGCAGAUGGAGGGUUUGCUGGGCAGUGCCUGUGUGCUGGCCCAUGCUCAGUGCUGCUGCACAGAGAGGGAAAGGUGGACCUUUCUGUCUAGGAGCCCCCAGAGCAACUUGCUGGAUGUGAAUCAGAUCAUCAAGGACUUGGCCUCCAUGGUGUCAGAGCAAGGAGAAGCUGUCGGGUCCAGCGGCAGCAAUGCUACGUGCCGGCAGAGCUGCAGCCCCGAGCCGGCCAUGGCCCUGCUGCCGGGUGCCGGGCCGGGCCCCACGCCCCCGCAGCCGGGCCCCCACUCCAGGACCAAGACGCGCAAGCCCAACUUCAGCCCGCAGGAGACGGAGGUGCUGGUGCAGAGGGUGAGGCGCCACUACCCGCUGCUGUUCGGGACACUGCGGGGCACGCCCGCCCGGAAGCACCGUGUGUGGAACCGCAUCCUGCAGGCGGUGAAUGCGCUGGGCUACUGCCGCCGAGACCUGGGCGACCUCAAGCACAAGUGGCGGGACCUGCGGGGUGCUGUGCGCAAGAAGCUGGCAGAGGGCGCCGUGCCCGGCCUCAUCCUCACGCCUGUGGAGCGCGUCGUGGCCGAGACCUUUUCCGCCCAUGGUCCUCAAGGCCAGGGCCAGGCCACAGAGCCCCUGCCAACCGACGAGGAUGAGGCCCCCAGCUGCUUGUGGCUGCCCCUGCGGAGCCUGGAAGGGCCCAGCCCGUCUGAACCUGACCCCCUGGACUUACGAGGAGUCUUCCACGCACCCACCUCCUCACCCUCCCCACCCGCUUCCCCAGCCUCCACCCCACGGGCAGCCACACUCACAGGGUCCUUCCAGCCCUCCCCACCCUCCUCAGAGCCAGCACCGCCCUUGCCUUCCGGGAGGACCCCAGGGGCAGCACCUGAACCUUCGGCGUUUGAGCAGCGGCUGCUGGACUCCCAGCGGCGGCAGGGCGCCCUGCUCUCCUCCUGGGCCCAGCAGCAGAGCGCACUCAUGGCCCAGCAGAGCCUGCUACUGCAGCAGCUGGCUGAGCAGAGCCAGCGUCUGGCCGACGGCGUGGAGGCCCUCCACCGGACCCUCGAGAGGCUGGUGGGAGCGCGCCCCACCCGGGAAGCCUCACCCUCACUCCGGGACGGUGGCCCUGCCGGUGGAAUGGCCCAGGAGCCUGCCGGAGACUCCCAGGACAGCCCCCAGGGUGCCCACGCGGGGCUCGAGGUCUUCUCAGGGAUGAUCCUGAAGGUGGAGGAGGAAAUAUAGGGCUGGUCAGGGGUGCCGGCAGAGCCAGAGGGUGGGGGCAGGGCCUCCAGUCUUUCCCCUGCUGAGGCCAGGCAGGGGAGAGGUGGCAGUGACUGGGUCUCCAGGGCACUGGGACGGCUUGAGUCCAGGAGAUGGGAAGGACGAGAGGACAUGGGUUGUGUCCUGUGGAGUGUGGUGACCUUUGGGGAAGGGUUGCAGAGAGCCGACCUGUGGGGCCCAGCAGGUCAGGUCUACCCAGGGACAAUGCUCGGAGGCUCCCCCCGUGUGGCAGUGGCUGUGAACUCUGCAGCCCAGCAUCCCCGCAGGCAGCCGGUGGCAGAGACUGGGAAGAUGCACUUAGGAGCUCCUGGGCACUGGAGCUCUGGAAAGGGGGCUCGGCCAGGCCCUAAGGUCCCGAGUGUGACCUGGCUUGACUCCCGAAGGUCCCUGUCCCCUUUAUGGGCGUGUACACUUGGAGGGCCAGGCUCCUACGCCCUACCUGCUUCUGGCCCAGGGGAACCACAGCUCGUGAGCUUGGAAUAAUUUCUCUCCAAUUUUAUAUAUAUAUAUAUAUAUAUGCCAUAUAUUAUUUGGUACUGUAUGGGGCUGGGAUGACAUUUUGUACCUGCAGAUUUUUCUUGCAAAAAGUAUUUUUUUACAUGAGCAUAAAAUAGAGCAGGUGGCAGUGUGGCUGCUGACAAGCACAUGAGCUGGAGCCUGCUCCUGGGGCCUGGGGCGCCGCUGCUUUCAGCCUCCCUGCAGGGGCCCAGGCAUUUCCUGUGACUUCAGACCCUUCUUCCUCCGUAACCUCCUCGACUCCUGGGAGAUCCCUCGGUGGGGCUGCCCCGUCUCUGUCCCUGCACAGCAGGGGGCAGUCUGCAGCCCCCCAGCCUGGGCAGCUGUUGGGAGCAGCAGGCGCGGGAGGUGGGGCCAGCCUGGGCCUUGACUGGCUUGGGGCCUCCAGCCUGUUCCUCUGCCGGCCUCUGCGUGGCUUCCGUGGCCCAAAGCCUGUCCCAGGAGCGAGAUGCUGACAGGCUGGCCUGAGCGGGAGGCAUGCUGGUCCUGGGAAGCUCCAGCACAGCCGAGCGUCAAGAUGGCAGCGUCCCUGAGAGCAGGGAGAGGGGCCUUUUCCUGGUUUUGUGUUUUCCUCUGGGGCCAGCAUCGUGCCAGUAACUUUUGUCUAUGGAAGAACCCAAGGCAUAGCCACACGUGCAGCUGGCCUCCCUCCAGGCUCCUGACUCUGGGUGCACAGGUGCUGCUGUUGGUGCUGGGUGGGGCCUCCACUCUGAUGGUUCCACCUCAGGAAAGUCAGCCUUCCAUCCUGCAAAACCAGGUGACCUCAGUGCCACCACCUCCAAGAAGCCUCUUUAGAUCUUCAUUCUGGGUUCUUGUCCACUGAAAAUACCCACCAUAGGCCAGGCGCAGUGGCUCACGCACUUUGAGAGGUUGAGGCAGGAAGAAGGCUUGAGGCCAGGAGUUUUAGACCAGCCUGGGCAACACAGCAAAACCUCACCUCUACAAAAAUAAAGCUCAGUAAAUAAAGAUGCCCUGCACGGCUGACAGUGGCCUUG